AUGACGACAAAGCAAGAUUUAUUAACAAGUGUGGAAAAUGUGUUUCGAGUGACCAAUGAACAAUUAACUCAAUUGGUGGGAGGGUUUAAUGAAGAAAUGAAGGCAGGUUUAAAUAUCACCAAUCGAGCUACCAAAGGCAGCGAAUUAAAGAUGAUUCCGUCCUAUGUUACAGGCUAUCCCACAGGCAAUGAAAAGGGCACGUACUUGGCGCUUGAAAUCAGUGGUGUAGAUAUCUAUGUAUGUCAAGUCAAGUUAAAGGGAGAAGGAGGUAAACUUGCCAUCAACCAAUACCAAUACAAGAUCCCGGACAAUUUAACGGCAGGUGAUGAUAUCGGUGUCUUGAUUGACUAUGUUGCUGAUUGUGUGUCUGAUUUCCAACAACGAGUGGGUGCACAACAUCAACAUAUUUAUCCCAUGGCUAUCAGUAUUGGAUUUGCCGUGUUACAGACCAGUUUAAAUCGUGGCAUCAUUAUUGCCCUCGAACAUGGUUUCGAGUUCCCCAAUGUCAUUGGUUGUGAUGCUGUGGAUCUUUUUGACUCGAGGUUUAGAGAAAAGGGACUGGCUGUGAAAAUCGUUGCUAUGGCCAACGAUGGUGUAUGUACAUUGUUAGCACAUGCCUAUCAGCAUCCUUCAACGCGUAUCGGUGUGAUUCAUAGUGCAGGUACAAAUUGUGCUUAUUACGAUAAAGUGGCCAAUAUUGGCCAAUUCAGGCAGGAAAGUCAAGCUGCUGCUGCUCAGACGGACAUGAUUAUCAAUACGGAAUGGUGUAAUUUUGGCUCGAAACAUUUACCAAGGACCACCUUUGAUGAUGAAUUAGAUGCUCAAUCAAAUAACCCGGGCAUUCAUCACUUUGAAAAGAUGACAACGGGUAUGUACUUGGGAGAGAUCACAAGACAAGUGCUUGUUUAUUUGAUGGAUCAGAAUGUCUUUACAUUUGAAGUGGAUGAAGAUGAAGAUGAAUGUUUAUUAUUGGUUCCUUAUCAAUUCGACACCAGUUACAUGUACGUUUGUGAAGCGGAUAAAGACGAUUUAGAGGACACACGAUUGGUGUUGGAGGAUAUGUGUCGUGUGACUGAAACCUCUUUGGAAGACAGAAAGAUUGUUAAAAAAGUGUGUGAAUGGGUAGGUCAUCGUGCUGCCCUGUUGCUCGGUGCCAGUAUUGCUAGUGUGGUUAAAUAUAUGGUGGAAGAUGGUAUCGGUAUAGACGACGCACAAGGCUUUGCCAUUGCCAUUAGUGGUGAUGUGUAUAAGGACUACCCUUCGUUCCAUCCUCGUGUAUGUGAAGCUAUCAAGGCAUUAAUUCCUCAAGAAGUGGCAUCCAAAUUAUCGGUUGGUAUUGUUCAGCAUUCUCGUAUUGUAGGUGCGGCCAUUGUCGCCAUGAUGGCAGAAAAAAUGGACCAACAAGAUACCGUCAUGUCAUGA
Mucor mucedo is the source of this 1422-nucleotide messenger RNA. RefSeq lists its product as uncharacterized. The transcript is spliced from 3 exons. Gene Ontology annotation, molecular function: glucokinase activity; D-glucose binding; fructokinase activity. The coding region runs from base 1 to 1422 and encodes 473 amino acids. Lineage: Eukaryota; Fungi; Mucoromycota; Mucoromycetes; Mucorales; Mucoraceae. Gene Ontology annotation, cellular component: mitochondrion; cytosol. The record is from RefSeq and is a predicted model, not a curated record. Gene Ontology annotation, biological process: intracellular glucose homeostasis; glucose 6-phosphate metabolic process; glycolytic process.